Molecule: messenger RNA, 1278 nt
Organism: Scleropages formosus (Asian bonytongue)
Lineage: Eukaryota; Metazoa; Chordata; Actinopteri; Osteoglossiformes; Osteoglossidae
Product: G protein-activated inward rectifier potassium channel 4-like
Exons: 3
Coding region: 1-1278 (425 amino acids)
Biological process (GO): regulation of monoatomic ion transmembrane transport; potassium ion import across plasma membrane
Cellular component (GO): plasma membrane
Molecular function (GO): G-protein activated inward rectifier potassium channel activity
Source: RefSeq, a predicted model, not a curated record
AUGGCUGGUGACUCACAAGCAUACACAGAUCAUCACAUGGAGACAGGAGUUAUGGCCACAGAGGUAAAGAGGCUCCCUAAACACAUAAGAGAGGCCCAUGUGGCUACUGACUGCACGUGUCUGAUUGCUGACAAUAUCAAGAAGCCAAGGCAGCGCUACGUCCAAAAGGAUGGCAAGUGCAACGUGCACCAUGGUAAUGUCCAGGAGACCUAUCGCUACUUCAGUGACCUCUUCACCACGCUCGUGGACCUCAAGUGGCGCUUCAGCCUCCUCGUCUUCACCUUGGUGUACUGUGUUACCUGGCUCUUCUUUGGCUUCCUCUGGUGGCUAAUCGCCUACAUCCGAGGAGACCUAGUUCAUGGCGAUGAGCAGGGAUGGACACCUUGCGUGGAGAACCUCAACAGCUUUGUGUCAGCCUUUCUCUUCUCUAUUGAGACGGAGACCACCAUCGGCUACGGCUAUCGUGUCAUCACUGACGAGUGCCCUGAGGGCAUUGUGUUGCUGCUCGUGCAAGCUAUCGUGGGUUCCAUCGUCAAUGCUAUGAUGGUGGGCUGUAUGUUUGUGAAGAUCUCGCAGCCCAAGAAGCGAGCUGAGACCUUGGUGUUCUCUCACAAGGCUGUGGUGUCACUGCGCAAUGGCCGCCUCUGCCUCAUGUUCCGGGUCGGCGACCUGCGCAACUCUCACAUUGUAGAGGCCUCGAUCCGCGCCAAGCUCAUCCGCUCACAGCAGACCUCUGAGGGCGAGUUCAUCCCACUCAACCAAACAGACAUCAACGUGGGGUUUGACACAGGCGACGACCGCCUGUUCCUGGUCUCACCGCUCAUCAUCGCCCACGAGAUCAACGAGCGUAGUCCUUUCUGGGAUUGGAGCCAGGCAAGGAUGGAGAAGGAGGAGUUUGAGAUCGUGGUCAUCUUGGAAGGCAUGGUGGAGGCCACAGGGAUGACCUGUCAGGCGAGGAGCUCAUACCUGGACACGGAGGUGUUGUGGGGCUACCGCUUCACCCCUGUGCUCACCUUGGAGCAGGGCUUCUAUGAGGUGGACUACAACAGCUUCCAUGAGAUCUACGCCACCCACACCCCCUCAUGCAGCGCCAGGGAGCUGGCUGCUGGGCAGCGGGGGGUUCAGGACCCCCUCCAGCCUCCACUCCUCCCUUUGGAGCACAGACCUCGUCUUCUGGACCUCCCUGCCAUCCACAACCUGCCACUCAUGGAGUGUGAUGAGGAAAUGGGCUUGGAGGAGGCGAACGGUUCCACGGUUGCCAAUCCACACCGGUCCUGA